CUUUUCCUCGUUUUCGCAGAGCGGAUCCCCCCAAGAGAAGUGGAAUAGCCGCGACUCCCCGCGGUGACGCAUCUGCUGUCUUCACCCGACUGCGUCUGGCCCAUGCGAAGAGUCUUCUUGCUCCACUCCAGACCUUCUCAACAGAGCGUUAUCUUCUAAACGAAGGACUGGACAAGAAAGCUCUUCCUCCGGCGCCUUUUUCCUGGACGGCGGAGUCCAUCCCACGGUGCCGUUGCCGAGCCUCUGCAUCUAUAUUGGCUUCCCCUGUGGUUCUUCUGUGUUGUUCCACGCAAACCGAGGUCCAGGAGCGACUCUUCCUCAACUCUGGACGCACCUUGACUCCUCCAUGCGUCCGUAGAGAUUCUGGAGAGGCAACGGACUGAGUUUCCUUCUCCAGGACCGAGGAAACGCAGCGAGUCUGCGUAGACGCUUCUCUCUCUCUCUUUCUCUCUCGCGGGGACUUGCUCCGGAAGUUUAAGAAACAGACUCGCGCAACUCGAGAACUCACAGGAAAGAACGAUGGUGAGGACGUCUAUCGCUGAGGCUCCCCAGUGGGGCCUUCGAUGGAUGGCCUCCUGUCCCCGUCUUCCUCGAUCCCUCCACGGGCAACCUUGCACUCUCUUCGUUUCGUCUCGCCUCUCGCUCUCCAUCUUUUCACCUCUCUCUUCUUCUUUCUCCUCUCUCUGGUGCUUUCUCUCGGAUCAGACUCGACGCUCCCCGUCCGUCGCCCAGCCUUCGUCCUCCCUCCUCCCUGCUUCUCCCCUCCUCCCUGCUUCGUCUCCUUCUCUUUCUUCCUGUCGCCUCUGCACUGCCUCAGCGGCCUGCCUCGCUGCUCGUCCUUCCCCCCGCUCCUCGCAGUCUUCUCGACGUUCUUCGCCGUCUGCCCGUCCGGUCUCUACCUUCUCUUCUUCAGCGUCUAACUGCUCUGUUUCGCGGCCUGCGCCGACGGCUUCCUUCGCCUCCGCAGGCGUCUCCAGUGUCUGCCGCGAGUGCCUCCGCCCAGCGCGUUGGCCGCGGGGAUCGCGGCUCUUCUCUUCGUCGGCGCCCUCUGCCGAGGCGUUCGCGACUCUCCUUCGGGAUCCGAGUCCGCUGUCGCUCGAGACAGUUCUGCAGAUUCUCGACUUUCGCUUGAAAGAGAAACAGUUUGUCUCCUUCGCUCACGAGCACGAGCACAACCACCCUGCUGCGAGCGUCGGCAUGUCCCCUGGCGAGUUCGUCGUCGCCUUGAACCGCGUCGCUGCAUGCGUAGUCUCCCGAGAAGCGAGGACGGAGCGAGAAGCAGGCGAGGUCGAGGCCGCGGCGCAGAGUCUGCCGGGCCAAGACAGUGUGUGGCGAGACAUCCGCUUCCAAAGGUUUCUCGCGCGACUGAAAAAAAGACUUCUCGCGUUCAAACCUGGCGAUCUGCAUCGAACACUCGUCGCCUUCAGCCGACUCAAGUAUUGCCCCGAUGACCUUCUUUCCUCCAUUCUUCGUCUCCUCGACUCUCCGCCGUCUGCGUCCGUCUCCGACGAUCAGCAUCAAGAGGGGUCGCCGGACGGCUUUGCUGCUCUGUCUCCGCAGCAGCUCUCUCAGCUUCCUGUUCUGCUCUGUCCCCUCUCUCACGGCGCCUCUCGGGAGGUCCUCCAGGAAUUCCUGCGGUCGUACUGUCGCUUCCUUUCUUCUUCUCCGCCUUCGUCUGUUUCGGUUCCGGCAGGAACCAAAGGAACUGGCCAGGAGUUGACGUCUCCGCCGCCUGCCCGCGUCGACGCAUGUUCGCUGCAGGAGCUGAGUUUCAUUGUUCUGGGUCUAUCGACUCUGGGAUUUCGAGACCUGCCGUUUCUCGGUCUGCUGGCGCAUGCAGUACAGACCAAAGUCGCGACGCAUCCGCUCUUUCUCCAGCUGUCUCGCGACUCUUCCAAGUCGCGAGGGACUCUUGGUGACGUCACCCACAGUGUUUCGCUUACCACUGCCCUCCUCAGUUUCGCUACGCUCGGCGUCGUCCAUCCGCGCCUCUAUCAGGAGAUCUUCCGUGCUCUCAGAGGGGCUUUGCAUUGCCUUCCUCCCUCUCAACUUGCGAACCUCACGUUGGCUCUCGCGACGCUCACGCGCGAACCUGCAAAUCCCUUUCCUCUCACCUUUCUCUCUGCUCUGGAGGAUGUCGUGGCGGAGCGAUGCAUGCUGAUGGACGGCGAGGACGCGCUCACGACUGCUUGGGCUGGGUGCGCGUUGAAUCUUCACCAGGGAAACGCGACUCUCUUUCGUCGGCUUCUCUCACAGUGCGUUCUUUCGCUGGCGUCAGCAGAGCGACAAGGAGAUACGUCGGCCGCGCUGUCGAAACAGCAGAAGCAGCAACUUGCGCAGAUCCGACUCGACUUGCUUCUCAAUCCUUCGCCGAAAACGCAAAAGCUCAGAGAGGAACUGGAAAAGGACAAGCCUUUGUGGGAGGGGCUCCACGAGUUGUAUGCGGACGGCCGAGAGACAGAAGCCGCGUUUGAAGAGGACGAGACAGGCGAAGACCUCGACGCCAUUCCCCAUGCAGUUCGCGACGCCGAAGAAGAAGUUUUUCAGCUUCUGAAACUGCAUCCGGAGGUGACGGCUGCGGCUCUGCGCGGACGACUCGCCGUCGAAACGGAGACAGCAGAGACACCCUCGGGAGACGCUGCAGCGCGUCGCUCUGCGCACCCAGCUGCUGGGCCAGACGAAGACGAGCGAGGCGGCGAACUUCUGGAGAGAGAUGCGCGCCUCUGCGGCUUCUACAGGUGCCCGGUCUUGCUCAGAGAGAAGGCUUCCGCGUCUCGCGAGGAGAAGCUUCUCUCUUCCACGGGCGGCGUCGCGGUGCUCGUCGACUUCACUACUUUUCCAGACUUCGCUGAGCCUUCAGACCUCUUUCUAGCCUUGAAACAUCGGCACUUGCGCCUCGCAGGAUACACGCUGCUCGUCAUUCGCUUGUCGCAGUGGCAAGCCCUCGAUACUGUGACGGAAAAGCGAGAAUACAUCGUCUCUCGUCUCCUGCCUUAAUGUGUGGUUUCUUCUCUCUUCCAAUGAUGUCACUUUCUCCCUUUAUCUUCAUCGUGUUCUGAAUCAUAAUCGUCAUACGGGGAUUCGUCUGCUGCUCACUGCCCUUCCCCUCCUUCGAGGGUCCUUUGCUUUUUUCUUCUGCUUCUUCGAGAUGUCUUUCCUCGACUUCUUCUUCUGUUCCUUCGUCGCCUUCUUCUCCUUCGUUCUUUUUGCUUCUUCCUUGUCUUUCUCCCUUCUCUCCCCUUCGCGUCCUUCAAUGCGGACUCAAACCAGCGCCAGACACAGGUGCAAGGUCCCGCUCUCCUUUUUUCGCAUGCAGCCUUCGCAUGCCUCGCCUAUUUCGCGGACCAAGGCAGCGAAGCCGACAGCGGCGGCGAAUGGCGGCGAGAGUUGAAAAAAGUUGCCGCGCUGAGCAGACAAAUGUGAAGUGGAGGAAAAGCAGAGCUGUCUAGACACGCGCCUCGCGACCGCGAGAGAGCGUUGCGUUUGUUUCCGUUUUUCAUUUUCUUGACAACUGUGGUGAGCACACUCUUGGCGUAACGCUCUGUCGCUGCAUGUCGCGAGCGUUCUUCAGUAUAUCCGGAAACGUCGACUACGGCGAAGUGAGGCGAAUCGAAAUCUCCGCCACUGAGGGUGGAUCGGCCAUGUCCGCUGUCCGCCAUGCAGAUAGGUAGACCGAAGCACUCUGGACGGACUGACGUUAGGAAGGAGACUGUCGAAGUGAAGAUCACAUUAGUUGUAUAGCUGGCAUGCACUUGAUGAUUCAGCAAUCUCUCGAUGCCGAACUACUUCAUCCCAACUUCCCGCUGCUGGCAACGGCGAAACUAUGUCUCCUUCUCUUCUCCUACGAUGUCUCUGUCUACGCACACAAACGUCUCUAUCUCUCUGCUGCGUUCUGACUCGGAAUGUGACCUGUAGCUCGCGGCGUCUCUCUAUCGCUGGUUUGUCUGCCUCUCUAGCGCUCUUAUCGCUCCCGCUCUCCACCGCUCUGUAGUUCCGUGCUUCGGUAGAUCUCCA
This is a messenger RNA of Toxoplasma gondii ME49, 4014 nucleotides long. RefSeq lists its product as hypothetical. The record is from RefSeq and is a predicted model, not a curated record. The transcript has 8 exons. Lineage: Eukaryota; Apicomplexa; Conoidasida; Eucoccidiorida; Sarcocystidae. Bases 520 to 2997 code for a protein of 825 amino acids.